AUGAGGGUGGCAGCUACUGACAAGGCAGAGGCUGAAAAGAUCCUGCAGAUCAAGCGAGCUGAAGGUGAGGCUGAAUCGAAGUAUCUUUCUGGGUUGGGUAUCGCUCGCCAGAGGCAAGCAAUUGUGGAUGGAUUAAGGGACAGUGUGAUUGGCUUCUCUGAGAAUGUGCCGGGUACAUCUGCCAAAGAUGUCAUGGACAUGGUCUUGGUGACACAGUACUUUGACACCAUGAAGGAAAUUGGUGCUGCCUCCAAAUCCUCAGCUAUCUUCAUUCCCCAUGGACCUGGUGCAGUUCGUGAUGUUGCUUCUCAGAUUCGCGAGGGUCUUCUCCAAGCCAAUAAUGCUCAUUAA
Linum trigynum is the source of this 351-nucleotide messenger RNA. NCBI's taxonomy places the organism in Eukaryota, Viridiplantae, Streptophyta, Magnoliopsida, Malpighiales, Linaceae. The record is from the annotation of a GenBank genome assembly.